Messenger RNA from Hydra vulgaris (swiftwater hydra), 1041 nucleotides. RefSeq names its product alpha-1,3-mannosyl-glycoprotein 4-beta-N-acetylglucosaminyltransferase A. Lineage: Eukaryota; Metazoa; Cnidaria; Hydrozoa; Anthoathecata; Hydridae. Gene Ontology annotation, molecular function: acetylglucosaminyltransferase activity. The record is from RefSeq and is a predicted model, not a curated record. Gene Ontology annotation, biological process: protein N-linked glycosylation.
UUAUGUAAACAAUAAGUUAAAAAAAAAGAGGUGUGUAAAUACUUUAUUAUAAAAAAUUUUGGAUUUGAAAAUGUUAAAUCUUUUAACUAUAUGUGGUUUUGCUUUUAUGAUAAAUGUGUUUUUACAUUUUUAUAUUAAGUCAUUUCAAGGCAUUUGUUCAACAGACUAUUGGGAAGAAACAUUUACAUAUGAUGAAAGUAAUAAGCCAAUAGCUAGAAAAGAAGUCUUACUUGCAGGAACAGUGAGAAACAGUCAGCCGUAUCUAAUUAUUGGCAUUCCGACAGUUUACCGAAUCUAUAAUGAUACACCAGCUGUAUAUAUAACAAAGACUUUAGAAUCUCUCAUUACACCUCUUACUAAUCAAGAUAAAAAAACAGUUCAAAUUAUAAUAUUUAUUGCAGACGAAAAUCCUAUUAGAAGAAGAUACUUAUACGAACUUAUAAAAAAUAAUUUUGAAAAGGAACUAUUGGAAGGACUUAUAAACAUCAUUGGAGCACCAAGAAGGUUUUAUUUACCACUUAAUAACAUACCAGUCACUUUAGGUGAUUCAAAAGAGCGUGUAUACUGGCGCUCAAAGCAAUGUCUUGACUAUGUCUUUAUGUUUGAUUAUGUUCACAAUCAGUCCAAGUAUUACAUGCAUAUAGAAGAUGACGUAGUUGCUAAAAGUGAAUACUACGAAAUUGUCAAGCAUAAAAUUUCAUUUAGUGAUAUCCAAAGAGAAUCAUUAUUGCCCUGGAAUCAGAAAAAAGUUUUAAUUAAAAAGGCUUGGGUUGUAAAAAAUUUUUACAUUAGUGGCUUCAUAGGGUGUUUGAUACCUUCAACCUAUUUACAAACUAUGGCAGCAUUUAUAAAGAUAUUAUACUAUGAAGCACCGGUAGAUCUAAUUUACCCACAACUGAUUGAGUUAAUGAAAAUUAAAAUUGAGCAGCAUGAGUCGUUAUUUACACAUAUAGGAUUUCAAAGCUCUUCUUUAGGAACAUAAACAUAAUUUAAUGAUUAUUAAUUUAAAAUUAAACAGAAAAAUUUUCAAUUUUGAUUUUA